AAAAAGUGCAUAUAUUGGCAUCAUAUGUUUAGCUUCGUAGUUAACAGAUAAUAAUAAAAAAAAUGUCAUUAGUGAUAUGAGUGCUUACCAUACUUCUCAUAUUAUUUAGAUCUAGAUCUAUGUUGUAUCUUUGAUAUGUGAUAUAGAUCUAUAGCUUAUUAGAAAUAGAUCUAGUACAAGUAGACAGUUAAUCUAGAUAGAUCUAUAAAUAUCAACAUGAGUUCAUACUCCUUCUUUUUUAUUUCUACACUUGCUGUCAUUAUUUUUCUCAAUUUCUGGUCAUCGACGGGGGUGGAGGCUUCUAGCUUUGAGGACACAAGAUGCAAAUGUGUUUGUGAUAAAACUUGGGAUUCUGAAGGAAAAAAAACAAGAGCUGUCUUUACAAAUACUACUAGAAGUGAACUUUGUGAUUGUGUACAUGUUGUUACACCAGUAGCUCCAAAACUGCCAUGUUCUCGGUGUUUGUGUCGGACUGAGACCAGAAAUACUACCACUAUAAAGGUGGUUGUCAUCUUCAUCAUCUGUGUGAUCUCCCUUCUCUUUGUCUACAUGCUGUUUUUGAUGUGCCUCGAUCCAAUCAUCCAGAGACGACCAACUACCUACCACCAGCACACCAACGAGGAGGUGAAUAUGUCGAGACAGCCAACAGAGGAGGACCUCUCUGGGGUGCGUUCAGAAGGUGCCAGUACUCCCACAGUUACCCAGGAUAUGUCUGCCAGGCAGAGAUCACUGCUGAACAUAGUACAGAAAGAGCAGAAAAAAUGGAAGGGCACUGUGCAGGAGCAGCGCAAAAACAUAUACGAUAGGCAUUCUAUGCUCAACUAAGUGUUUCUCACCUGGUAGUAUGCUGAAGAUACAGGAAGGAUAUAGUUGUUUGUUGUUGUUUUUUUGUAUUAUAUUUUUCCUUAGAAAGUUAAUAAUUUAGUAGCAUUUUGCUUCAUUUUUUUUUUAAAAAAAGCUUUAGCAUUUGUGAAUAUUAACAAAGUUACCUAAUUGAUGUAAUGAAUGCCUUACUUAUAGCAGGACAAGGGCAUACUUUAAUACUUUCUACUCUGUAAUAUGCAGCUAAGCAAGUUAAGGGGAUUUAUGUUUUAUAUAGAACAGUAUUUUUGUACUAGUCAUAAAACUUUCUAAUAAUUCACUUCUAACACUUACAGUGUUAUGGAAAAUAAAGUCCAUCUGACUGGGGCCUAAGUGUUCAAUCUCUAGCACUUCACUGGUACUGGUAUGUCAAAAAAAGGUAGUCAUUGUUUUAGUACUUGUUGAAACUACUGAUGAAUAGUGGAGGAAUGUAGUUGGCCAUUGAAGAUAGUAUCUAUCAUCUAAUAUGUUGAGUUUUUAUGCUCUCGUUUUCAAUCCAAUUCAACUUCUUUUUUAUAACAGUACAAACAUACAAAUAUCAGACUGAUAUUUAACAAACAAUUGUUCCCCUUAUGUGUUAUUAGUUGUGUGAUUAUUUUAAUGGUGAAGCUGAUUUGAUGUAAUUAAAGUGCUCAUAUCAAAGUGUAAAUUAGAGUGUAUAUUGAGCUCUCUCUUGUUCUAAGAGAUUUAAAAAAUACUCAUCUCUGUUGUUAUUGUAUUAAUUAAGAAAAAUAAUUAUGCAAACAUUUAAAAACAAUUUUCAGUACAAGGAAUAUGAUCAUAAGUUGAAACUUUAUCCUUGUUCUUAGUCUUGUGAAUGUUUGACAUUCAAAAGAUGUUUUUGACCUUUACUUUAGUAAGCUCAAUGUUUGAAUGUAGCCUCUAGUUGCGAUUUAUCUUUCUAAAUAAGUGUGCAAUACAUUGUAUGAAUGGAAACUGAUUUAAAAUGGUUCUUGUUAAUUUUUUCUUGGUUGAAAUAAUUAUUUUAGAAAAUUAUUUUGUCUCUGUUAAUAGAUAUGUUUAUAAAAAAAAUAACUUAUUAUGGGAGUUUAAAAACUGAUUACUGCUGAGAAGUAAUCAGAUAAUGUGAUACAGUUGUCAGUUGCUGUUUUUUUCUCUAGCAAAUCAAAAACUGUGAUACAAUUACAAAGAUGAUGUAUCCAGUUGUACAUAGCUCUUUUUUGUUGACUAGAAACCUGAUUGGUUUCACUAAGUCAAUCAAGAAAAGUUUUGUUUUUUUCCUUUUAUCAAGAUUUAAUCCAAAACUACUUCUAGAGAGGUUAAGCUCAUCUGUUGACUUAACAUAUAGCCUUAUAGUUUAUUUACUAAGUGAUAAAUUCUCAUCACAUUUGUACAGACUCUUGACCACUUUCUGUCCCUUGAUAGCACUGACAAAAUAUCUCAACAUUAGUUCACGGCAUGGUCAAUUGUCUUGUAACUCUAUACUCUUAUAAAAAGUAGGAGGUUUGUAUUUGGGUCUUAGUGCUUGGGGAUUUGUUAAUGUAAAAGUCUCUUUGGUAACUAUAGCAAGGUACUUAUAGCCAUCAUUAGAAACUAUCUUAACUUUUAUUAAAUAAUGUGAGGUGCCCACUAGAACUGGCUGAACUCUUGUAUUACACCUACAAUUUUAUUUCAUUGUUUUUGUUUUUUUCCAACAAAACAAAAAUGAAUCUCAGAAGUUUUAUUGCCAUUUCCUUUACGUUCAUUUUCAAUGAAUUUUACUGCAUAGAGUAUUGAUAAUAAAAGAUAAGCUUUGUAAAUUAACUUGAAUAAUUACUUAUGUAUGAGAUAUAACAAAAAUAUUUAGGCAUUCUUUUGUUUAUUUAAAUGAAAAGCACUGACCAGAUGUUUGUGUAAGAAAAUGAAGUAGUUUUUGGUUUGUUGUUGAGUGAGUAUGGGGUAAAAGGUGUGUUCAUUAUGAGAGUUGUCCUUCUUGUGUACUUACAUUCCUUGAUUUCAUUGUUUACUUGGAGCAUUUAUUUAUAUCAUAUAUGUCUAUUCAGAAUUGUAUUUGUGUAGCAGUGCUGUCAUUUAUGUUUUUGAUUGUUGGUUUUAGUUGGCAUCCAUUUCAGAGGUCAACAAUUCUGUCAAUAUUUAAUGUUUCAUUAAUCAAAUUAGUCAUUAGAGUAUUUGUAAAACUGACUUCGUUGGGUUGUCUUCUAGAUCAAAUAGUCAUUAAAAAUCUUUUUAUCAUUUAGAAA
Molecule: messenger RNA, 3062 nt
Organism: Biomphalaria glabrata
Lineage: Eukaryota; Metazoa; Mollusca; Gastropoda; Planorbidae
Product: proton-transporting V-type ATPase complex assembly regulator TMEM9-like
Exons: 6
Coding region: 217-825 (202 amino acids)
Cellular component (GO): lysosomal membrane
Source: RefSeq, a predicted model, not a curated record